AUGUGGUUCCUUUCUUUUUUUUUUUUCUUUGCCAGACCUCCACUCUGCUAUUGGUUUAGUGCGAUUCAUACACUCAACGCAAGCGAAGGAAUAAGGAACGGUAUGGCGAAAUUUUACGACCCAUGUAUUGUUGCAGUCGGUGUCUCCGGCUUUGUUGGUGUUGUCGCCGGUGCCUAUGGGGCCCAUGCACUCCAUGGGCGAUUGACGCCCAAGCAACAGUCAGCCUGGACCACAGCCGUUAAUAUAAACCUUAUCCACACCGCGGGCUGUUUAUCCGUGCUGGCUCUGCGGAAGUGCGUUGACCCCAAUGGCCCUGCCGCCAAACACCUUAACCGUGCGUUUCAUCUUCUGCUUUUGGGCACCACUCUUUUCGCUGGCACCAUCUACGCCACUUCUCUGGGUGUACCGGGCAAGGUGAUAGGGCGGCUGACGCCCGUUGGUGGUGUGACGCUGAUGCUCGGAUGGCUCACCGUUGCCCUCGCCGGCUUAUAA
Molecule: messenger RNA, 492 nt
Organism: Trypanosoma cruzi
Lineage: Eukaryota; Euglenozoa; Kinetoplastea; Trypanosomatida; Trypanosomatidae
Exons: 1
Coding region: 1-492 (163 amino acids)
Source: RefSeq, a predicted model, not a curated record